UACUCCACCACAACCGCUCCCGAACACCACCACCACCAUCACCUCUUCCCUCCUCUCUAUCCUCUCCGCCCAUUUCACUGUCCUCUCCAUCACAGUCCAUCCACGAUCCACACCUGAACGAUCAUAGAAGGAUAGCAAGUAGCUUCCCUGAGCCGCUACCAAUUUGCUGCAUACUCCGCUAAACCCAAAAACACUCCCUACGCGCAUAUCCACCACCGGGCGCUUUUCCGAACACCACCACAAUGGCUGCCAACCCGCAUAUGGAGCUCGAUCCUAAAUACGAUCACUACACUUACCCGACCACUGCUCCCGAGUCUCGAACUGGUCAUCCCGGCCACACCACCAAGGAGCAAGAUGCCCUCGUCUUUCAACUACGGAUGAUGCUAGAGGCCGCUGGGUACUCGAAGCGGUUGGACACCUUGACUCUGCUGCGUUUCCUGCGCGCUCGAAAGUUUGUGGCAGAGGAUGCGAAGAAGAUGUUCGUCGAUUGCGAGAAAUGGCGUGAAGAGUUUGGCGGCGGCGUCGAUGAGCUUGUCAAGACCUUCGACUACACCGAGAAAGCCCAGAUCUUCGCCUACUACCCUCAAUACUACCACAAGACCGACAAGGACGGUCGGCCACUCUACAUUGAACAGCUGGGCAAGAUUGACUUGGAUAAGAUGCGCACCAUCACCACGGACGACCGCAUGCUGCAGAACCUCGUGGUCGAAUACGAGAAACUCGCCGAGCCACGUCUGCCCGCAUGCUCGCGCAAAGCCGGCGCUCUCCUCGAGACCUGCUGCACAAUCAUGGACCUCAAGGGAGUGGGUGUCAGCAAGGUCAGCCAGGUGUACGGCUACGUCGGCAAGGCGGCGGGCAUCAGCCAGAACCACUACCCCGAACGUCUCGGCAAGCUCUACCUGAUCAACGCUCCAUGGGGUUUCAGCGGUGUUUUUGCCGCCAUCAAGCGGUUCUUGGACCCGGUCACUGUCGCCAAGAUCCACGUCCUGGGCUCCAACUACCACAAGGAAUUGCUCGCGCAGGUACCGGCGGAGAAUCUGCCUUCGGAAUUUGGCGGUACCUGCCGCUGUCAGGGUGGAUGUGCUUUGAGCGAUGCUGGUCCAUGUAAGGCAAGAGGAGCAAUGGUUGACUCCCGCCGGCGGUGACGCCAAAAACAGCAUCCCCGACACCGGAGCUCCUGCUGCUCCCGGUGCUGCUGCUCCAACUUCUGACCCUGCGACAGCGUCUGCAGAGAAGCCUCUCAGCGGUGCACCGGCACCUGCGUAGAGUAUCGUCGAACGCGACCGAAUUUAUAUGGCGCGGAAUUUGCAAGGUACCAACGGAUAAUGUUUUUCUACAUAAUGCAUUUGGAACGGCGCAAGCGGUGACGAGAGUGGACAUGUGGUUCUCGCCCCUGGCGAUGGACUGCCUAAGUAAGGAGAGCUGUGCCAGAAGAACACAAUUGUUCGAGAAGUACAUUUUACACACGUGAUCAAGUCAUUGUCCUUUUCUCGCCCUUGGUAUGCGCGCACAACAGUAAUCACUCGGAGGAUCCCAGGACUACUUGAGAUACGGGAGGCUCGAGACUUUUGGAGAUACAGAAACAUGAGCAGAAAGUUGUUCUAAUUCUGCGUGUCCUACGAGAGAACC
Dissoconium aciculare CBS 342.82 is the source of this 1629-nucleotide messenger RNA. RefSeq names its product putative phosphatidylinositol transporter. The coding region runs from base 243 to 1145 and encodes 300 amino acids. NCBI's taxonomy places the organism in Eukaryota, Fungi, Ascomycota, Dothideomycetes, Mycosphaerellales, Dissoconiaceae. The transcript has 3 exons. The record is from RefSeq and is a predicted model, not a curated record.